This is a messenger RNA of Chinchilla lanigera (long-tailed chinchilla), 1568 nucleotides long. It is a transcript of the gene Noxa1, whose product is annotated as NADPH oxidase activator 1. Bases 99 to 1526 code for a protein of 475 amino acids. NCBI's taxonomy places the organism in Eukaryota, Metazoa, Chordata, Mammalia, Rodentia, Chinchillidae. The transcript is spliced from 13 exons. Gene Ontology annotation, biological process: superoxide anion generation. The record is from RefSeq and is a predicted model, not a curated record. Gene Ontology annotation, molecular function: protein binding; superoxide-generating NADPH oxidase activator activity.
GGCGCCUCGCCAGCCCGCGCCGCGGUCCACACGCGAAAGCCCGCGCUGGCCUCGGUGCCAGCGCCCUCCGCCCCGCACGUGCAGGUGUCCUCGCCACCAUGCGCUCGCUCGGGGAGCAGGUGCGCGACUGGCACCGGGGCGCAGAGGCCGUGGCGCGCGGGGACUGGGGCUCUGCGCUGCGCCUCUUCUCGGGCGUCGUGGAGCUGCCCUCCAGGAUGAGCUUCAACGUGGGCUGCGUGCACCUGCUGGCCGGGGACCCCGAGGCCGCGCUGCAGGCAUUUGAUCAAGCGGUGACCAAGGACACCUGCAUGGCUGUUGGCUUCCUCCAGCGGGGUGUGGCCCACUUCCAGCUGGAGCGGUUCCAGGAGGCCCUGGCUGACUUCCAGCUGGCCCUGGAGCAGCUGCGGGGCAAUAGCGUCAUCGACUACACACAGCUGGGCCUGCACUUCAGGCUGCAAGCCUGGGAGGUACUGUAUAAUAUGGCGUCUGCACAGUGCCGGCUGGGACUCUGGGCUGAGGCCGCCGACACACUGGCUGAGGCCGUGUCCAAGUGGCCGGAGAGGGCGCAGGAGGGCCUGGCCGUGGCCCUGUACCACGUACAGAAGCGGGCCCCCCUGCAGCCACGGCAGGUUCCCCCGGGCGAGGUCUUCCGGCCCCACAGGCGGUACCUGGAGCACCUAGAGCCCAUGGACUUCCUGGGCAAGGCCAAGGUGGUGGUCUCUGCUGUCCCUGAUGACCGGCCCUCAGGUGUCCAGCCCGAGCAGGGACGGGCAGUCCACGGUGAAGCUGUCUGCAGGGCUGUACCAUGGCCCCAGGCCCUGGAGCCCAGAGGAGCCAGAACCCACGAUGGCCGCUGCAGUGCAUCAAGGGAGGCCAGCUCUGGCCCUGCUGGGCAGGCGGACUGCCACCUGCCUGUCACCGCCCACCAGAUGAGGCCCUCGGUGGCGCCAGCUGGAAAGAUGGUCCCUUCAUCUUCAGCCAGGGGCUUCAGAGCUGCCUGCCCCUUGCCCCAGGGAGCAGCUGCACAGGACUCCAAGGGCUCCGUGGCGGUCACUGUGCAGUGCACCCUCACUGUGGAGCUGCAGGCCCCCCGAGGAGCCGGGCUGGCUGGCCUGCGGGCUCUACUGGCUGAGGCCCUCCCUGCCCAGGCCCAGCAGGCACAGCUGAGUUACUGGGCCCCAGAGGACAGCAAGCUCUGGGUCCCCAUCCCCGGGGAGGACGCACUGCAGAAGGCGUGGAGGGAUGCAGCAUCUGCCCCCCACGGGCUGCGGCUCCAGUGCCGGGGGGCCGGGGGCCGGCCAGUGCUGUACCAGGUGUUGGCCCAGCAUGACUACUUGGCCCAGGGCCCCGAGGACCUGGACCUCCGCCGGGGGGACAUGGUGGACGUCCUGGCUGAAGUGGAUGAAGCCUGGCUGGAGGGGCACCGGCACGGCUACAUUGGCAUCUUCCCCAAGAGCUUCGUGGCGCCACCCAGUGGAGCGGUACCUAAGCCGGGCCCAGGGCCCGAGCAGGAAGACAGGCUCUGAGCAGCUCUCGUUGCAGAAGCUUUAAUAAAAACAGCACCACUA